UAUUUCCCUUUUUUUUCUUUUUUCCUUUUCCUUUCAGUCUCUCUGUCCCCCUCCCUCUACUGUUUUUUCUUUUUGAGGGGUCUCCCCUGCCCUCUGGCAAUUCAAGCCUCAGAUUCCACAGUCACGGCUGCAGCACAGGCUAUUAAUACAGUUUGUUUAGUCAGUUUCCUAGCAGACUGCAUCAAACACUGGAUGGCUGUGGCUGAUUAUAGCUGGGACUCGUCCCUCUACACCUGCUGAGUCGGAGAAAUCCAAGUUAACAGUGGGACUUUGGCAGCAGCUCAAUGAGAGGGUCAGGAAUCAGGGCAGUUUGAGUGCUUCCAUGUCACCUUGGAUGAAAGGUGUUGAAAAAUGGUGGAUGUGAUAUCCACGUCUGUAAUGAAUAUCAGAGACGUGCAUCAGCCUGUAAGUGAAAGACUGAUUUAUUGUGUCUCACAGGGCCGAGGUCUCAAUAAAGGAAGUUAUUUUACAGUGUGCUGUAAAACAUAACACUGUUAUCUUUAAUAAUGUUGCUGUGCGCUAGUCAAAUACAUCUGAGAAAAACUGAAGAAAUUAGUUCUAAAAAAGCUCCCAAUAUUGUUUUGAUGAUUGACAUAAACGGAUGAUAGUUUUUCAACAAUAAGAUCUGGGUUGUAUGAUAAAGUGCCCACAGAAUCUGAUCCUCCUCUUCACACUGUUACCAGCCGCACCAGUUAAUGUCUAGUUUGCCUAAGUGAGAUGUAAACUGAAUUUGCUCCCCCUCCUCACACCAGAUGUGUCUACUUCCCCAAACAAUUGACACCCACGGUAUAACGAGCUGGAUGGAGUAUCUUGUUUGCAGACACAUUUCUGCCCAAAUAGGCUCAGUGGAUUGUAAGCACGUUGUGAGGGACCUGGCGCUGAUUUGUUGUCUUUCUGCAGAGCAUGGUAGGUCUGAAACAAAUCAGACUGAUCUGCUUCAUGUUCCCUUUGAAGUCUGGAGCAAGGGAUUGGACUUUUGCUUACAAACACAAAUUGCAUCUCCCCCAUCAUAAAUACAUGUAGUUGAGCGACACAAUAUUUAGGCCUGUUACAGAUCCAGAGUCAUGGGAGAGCGUGGUAUUCCAGUGCAAGGCUUCAGUAAUCAUGCUUUGGCUCAGGGGCAGCUGUCCUCUUAGGGGAAAAGGAAGGAGGAAAAUGUUCUGACUUCAACGCUGGGAAAAGGUUCAGACAUUUAUGCUUCGCCAACAUAAUGAACAAUCUGUCGCACUCAAUAAUGUAAGACUUCAUGUUCAACUCAUGUAGUCUGUGAAACAAAAGUGCAAAGUGAGUAACAAGGUUGAAUAUCCACCACCAGGCAUUUCCAUGUUUUACUUAUAUUAAAUGUUGAAGGAACAGCCAGGAACUCGCAUUCAAAGGAUUUAAUUUAAGUUGGAAAACUAUAGCUGCUCAUGAUGACUACUUUAGUAAUCGUGUUGGCUUUUGUUUACUGAAGUGAUUCUCCUUGUUUAUACAGCAUUGCCCGUAUUGCAUGUCAGUAUUACUGUGCUGUAAGCGCUGCUGCUUUGUGAAUAAGCAGCCAGACUUCACUUUUUGGCCAGCAGAGAAUGCUUAAAAAUUAAUGUCCCUUGUCUAUCGCCGUUGCCACCCCUCCAGUUCCCUUAUUUAAAUUUAAUGACAAAGUUAUUUUCCUUAACUCCCUGCUUUGCAUUCACAUGGAGUGUUUCUCAGCUAUACAGGAGGUAAUAGGGUCUAGGCUGUGGAGGGGAUGUGGGUGGUGGGCUUCAAUCUUGAAGAGUCAUUCUCCUCUGUGAAAACAGCUGAUUGAAGCUGUAGGCCUCGCAUAGCUUCAGUUAGAACAGGAGGAAGGACCCAACAGAAACAUGCGUGUUUAACUCUUGACAUUAGCAUGUACUUCGGAAGGGGAGUGGAGGAGGUGGAGGGGGCUUUGGUGCACUGUGUGGAAGGCGUUGAGAAUGUUUCCAGUGCCAUCAAAUGUCCAGUGGUGCUCUCCUUGCGUGUCUCUAUUUUUAAAGUAGUACCAUGUAUUUAUGCUUUGUUAAUAACAGUCUCAUAAAACUCUCAAAAAACAUAAAAAUAAAAAAUGUUCACAAAGUUCUCAAACAAAUAUUUGUUGCAGUGCAUCACAUUGUAGACCCCAAAAAAUCAGAAGUUAACAGUUAAAAAACACACAAAAAAAACCAUUAUACACUGGUGGAGUUUAUUAUUAUUGUCAUCCAGACAGAUUGUGAGUAAAUUAAAGACAUCAGAUUGUGGGGUUUCUUUUAUUAGUUGAGUAGUUACUGACUGCUAUAGAAGAGAGUGUUGCACAUUUGGAAUCAGUUAAAUGUAAUGUAAGGUAUUUACUGGUAAACUAUAUGUAAAAAGAAUGCAUUCAAUGAAUGCAUUCAAUGUUUAUUUCAGCUUUAGGAGUUUUGCAGAGGAAUUAGCAUUAGCUUUGCGUUGCCUAUUGACAAUCUCGUGUGGACUGCUUACCAAUACAAGCACAGUGCUUCAGCAGACCCUGACCAAACAAUAACAAGUUGUACUUCUUGAAGUAAGCAAGCUCAAUCAAAAUCAAUACCAAAGCAGGAGAAGUACGACAUAUUUAGCUUAAUUUUCAGAAUAGUUACCAUACUGUCAUCCAUGUGGUGUUCCUCACAAACAGUUCACAGUGCCACCCUUUUUGUCAUUUUGAUUAUACAUACUAUAUACAUACUAAUACUAAUAAUCAGGACUAUUUUAAACACGAUAACAAAAAUUAGUUGUGAAAGUUGCUAAUGUUUUCUGCAAACGUGACACUGGAGUCUGUGGUUGAUGCUAAAGUUUAGCAUUUGUCAUGAUAUUCUUUCAAACCUGAUUUUUGGAAAAUGUAACAAGAAGGCUUCAGGAAGUGUAAAGGUGUCUGAGAAGUGAGAGAUGGGAGUGGUAAUGGGAGAAGGAGGGAUUGCCAGUGAAAGAGAACAAGACAGAAGGAGAAGGAGAGGCAGACAUCUUUGUGUGAAUGGUUGCUGUCGUUUCUUUGUAAACGGCUCCUCAUUGGUGGACCAGAAGCCCCCCUGUGCGAAGGAAGUAUCACCAGGGAAACUUGGUCCUGUUGCCUCCGUGUCCGUGUUUUUCAUUUUGCCAGGGUUAUUUUUAAAUAGCACUCGGCUUCCUGCUUGGGCUGUAAGGACUACAAGCCACAGCAUCCCCUUUUUUGUUGUGUGAAGGAUUUUUCCAGUUUGCCAUUCAACAAAAGUCACACACAUGUUCUCCUUUUCUCCUCACCCACAGUUACACUGCAGGGUCUUUGCAAAAAUGGGGGACGACCGACCUUUUGUGUGCAACUCUUCUGGCUGUGGACAGAGGUUCACCAAUGAGGACCAUUUGGCUGUACACAAACACAAGCACGAGAUGACCCUGAAGUUCGGACCACCAAGAACGGACUCUGUCAUAAUUGCAGACACGACACCUACUCCCACACGUUUCCUUAAAAACUGUGAGGAGGUCGGUCUGUUCAACGAGCUGGCCAGCUCCUUCACACAAGAUGAGGAGGAGAAAAGGGCCAAGAACGCUCUCCCCUCUGCCAAUUCUGUGGCUUUGGACAUGACUCUGCAGACACCGACAGAAGUGAAGGUUAAGAAGGAGGAACCUGUAGAGGUGGACUCUUCACCACCAGGCAGCCCUGAAUCCACCUCUGGGAAGUGGGAAAGUAGCAAAGAGCCUCCGACUAAAGCAAAGGACACUCCUCCCAGGAGUUCAGCUCCCACCCCGACUAUUGUGCGUCCAGGUUCCCUCCCAUUACACUUGGGCUUUGAAAGCCUUCAGCCGACGAUGCCAUCACCAACCUCUGUCAUCACACAGGCUCCACCCUCCAGUCGUACUCUGGGUUCUCCAACCAGCCACUACCCCAUGAUGAUGCUACCCACCGGCCAGGCUUUGCCUCUGCUCCCUAGUCCUGUUCAUUCUGUCAUUAAUCUGGCCCGACCCCUGUGCAUGGUGCCCAACAUUCCUGGUAUCCCCGGUCCUCCACUGGGAGGCAGCAGCAGUGGCUCUAACUCCCCCUCCGGCUACAGCAUCCACUCAGAGGCCAAGAUGCGGCUGAAGGCUGCACUGUCCCACCAGAGUCCAUCAGGACACAGUAUGGGGGUGAUGGCCAUGGGCAGCAGCCCCAUGGUGCCUCAGAGGGCAGAACAGAGUCAACUGCUUGUCCAACACCCAGAUGCUCCAUCACCUGCACAACCUCAGGUAUCUCCAGCUCAGCCUACAGGUGGGCGUCGGCGGCGGACAACAGACGAUGACCCAGACGAGCGCAGACAGCGCUUCCUCGAGAGGAAUCGCGCCGCAGCAUCACGGUGCAGACAAAAACGCAAAUUGUGGGUCUGUUCCCUGGAGAAGAAGGCCGAGGAGCUGAGCAGCCUGAACGUCUCACUGUCGAAUGAAGUGUCUCUCUUGCGGAACGAAGUUGCUCAUUUGAAGCAGCUGCUACUGGCCCAUAAGGACUGUCCUGUUACGAACCUGCAGAAGAAGACUGCCUACUUAGAGGAGAGCAUGAAAGACACCUCAGAGCCCACAGGUUCCCCUGCGCCCGUCAUCCAGCACAGCUCCCUGGCACCCAGCCCCUCCAUGGGGCAAAAUGGCCUGAGGCCAAGGGCAGCAGCUGAGGCCAUGGCUAUGUCCGUGCUGGCAGGAAUGGGCCAGUCGCAGAGGGCCGAGAGCGGAUCUUCUCAUAUUAUCAUGGCUGCACAGUCUCAUUCAACUGCCAGAUGAUGAGCGAUGUCAUCAUGGCCAAGACUUGGCUCAUUACCGAGAGUCAGAAUAAGAGCGGCGGACACCCCCUACCCUUCCCAACAUCCACCAUCUAGACGUCCAAAUAUCUCAUCUUUCGCUCGCUUCUUAUCCUGUGCUCUCUGUGACCCUACUGUGGAGCCAUCACGCUGUGGCCUGGAGCUCAGCAACAGCAGCCUUCUGGGAACGGACUGAGACUUUUGAGAGAGCUUCCUCAUCACUUUGCCACAGACUUCAGGGGCUGGACUCCAACCCCCAACCUCCCUACCUAAAGUUGCCCUCUAUGCCUCUGUGCUCUUCUGUUCUCACUUUCCAGUCCAAAGACAUUCUGCUGGACUGUAGGACUGCACCAUGCUCAGUGUACUGAUGUUCGAAUGAAAAAAAAAAAAAGAACUACCAACAGUGACACAUCCCCACUUUGAAACUCUCAAGUGUUGAGCAUUCAUGAUCAAAAUUGAAACCAAAAAAAAAAGAAAACACCCCCAGAGCGUUAACACCGUUUUUAACAGGAAUCGUGUCUUGUGCCUCUUUAAAUGUUUGAGUCAUGCACACACCCACACGUACCAUCACAGCAUCUCUGUACAUUAUCCUCUUCAAAGAUACAGAAGGCAUUAGGGCUGUCACUUUUUCCAAAAUUUAUCAUCAUCUUGUGACAAGUUUUUCUGAGUUAUUCUGAGAUCCGCUGUCACAUGACUCCACAUCAAAAAAAAAAAAAAACCCAAAAAAACCAAACCACCAGACGGACUAGGUAGGGUCAUCUCCACAGCUGAAUCUUCCACUUUGUUAGUUCUGAGUUUUUCCAUGCUUUGUUUUUUUUUUUUGCCAAUUCCAUUAUGCUGAAAUAAAAGCAAGUCAGGCUCCUGUGUAUGAACACAAAUGUAAGUCGUCAGCAAGAAUCACUGCAGUGGAAAUGAACCUGAGUCUGUUCAUUACCGCUGUGAUGCUUUUCAGAGUACGUUGGUGUUGUAUCUGUCAGACCAAAGACAAAGUAUGGCCCCGUCUGCUACCAAAAACAAAAUAAACUGUCAGCGCUGUCUUCUUCUGCUUAGGUUAAAGGAUGAGCUGCGUCUGAAGCUCUCUGUGUCAGAGCAUGCAGUCGCUUCUAAAGGGACAACCUGAGGCACAAGAUUCAGGUUUUAAUCCUUACAUUCAGACUUUUACCACCUCAGCCUAAGAUAUUUUUUGAUCCUAAAAUGUGACACCCCUAAGUCUUCAGUAAUCAUAAAGGUACAGUACGCAGGAAUUCAACACAUCUAAACAUGUACAAGUCUUUGGUCUGCUGACUCCCCCACAUUAUCUCCAAAAAAAUUAAAAUUGCAUUCUUAUCUUAGAGAUAUCUAACUUACAGUAAUCACUCUCCACCAUGAGCCUGUCCUAACAUUACCCUCCACCUCAGUCUCUGCAGCUGACAUUUGAAAAAUUGUUUUACUGCCAAUAAUACGUUUUUUUACUUUCGAUUACUAAAGCUUAAAACUGGAAUAAAUGGAAACGAGAAAUUAUGUGAUGAGGGCAGCAUCCCUGCAGAUGAACGUACCCACCUGGUGAGAUUACGUUUGUAAUCAUCUUUAUAGAUUUACGUUCAUCUUGAAUUCCUGCAUACUGUGACACAGAAUAUUUACUUCUGGUAAUCCUUCUGUAAGCAGUUCUACCUAAAGGUGAUAUUAACCUAAAAUCUUACCUCAGUUACGCCCCGCCCACCCUCCCCUUAUAAUAAACUGUAUGAACAGUGUGUGUGAGAUUGGCUAUGUAUGUGUGUGCAAAAUGUAUGUACAUCAGAACACAACAGUUUGUCUACUCUUGAUCUAAUACACAAACACUUAGAUUGUUAUCAUGUGACUUGGUAGUAGGGUGUGAUGUUGUUGAUGCAGUACGUGCAGCUAUAAUUUAACCUAAUUGGCACAUCCUUUCAGAUCAGUCCACAUAACUAAAAUGUAUUGUUUCCCAAGAAAGAUUAGUAUUUGAAAUAUUUUUUUACUCUCCCUCCCUCUGUUUGUCUUCUAAAGAUAGUUUAAUGGUUUAAAAGUGAAUGGACGUUUCAUCGUAAUGACUGUUUCCUCUGUGUGGGACUUGGACAUAUUGUAACUGUUACUUUCACACGUCUCAGGGUAGUUGCACAUACUCGCUGAAAGUGUGACAAAAACCCCAUCCAUGUCUGUGCUCUCUACCAAACCUAGUCUAAGCCAUAACCAAUCAGACCGUCUGAAUCUCCAGAGGUCGCCCAGUACUGGUUUCUAACACAGGCUGUGCAUGGCUGGACUGUUAUUUAGGGGUUCAGAGGCCACAUAGACACUAUCUUUACAGUAUCUGACUGGUUGUUAUUUGCACUUAAACACACCUUCACGCAGCAACAAUUGUGUUUUGGUCAUUUCUGCCUUAAGAUCACAUCAGUGCCUCUUAUAUCUCAGUUUAAGAUUUACUAGUGUGAAAGUGGAGCUUUUGCAAAAGUGUAUUUGUUCAUUUGAGUCGAUGUGAAGCAAUCAGUGAAAAACAAAGAUCUAUUAGUUUGUUUAUAUUCCUAUCAUGUUUUAAAGUUUGGUUGUAUUUUUUAAAAAACAAAAAGUCUUUUUUUAAAAAUAAUUGUACUUGUCACAGAAGAGCUUCUUCACUGGUAAAGGUCCGAUAGAGAGAGGUUCUGAAUGGUUUUACUUUUCCUCAAACCCCACCAUCUUUUCCAGAUAAACAUAUAUUUUUCAUAAGCAAAAUAUACACACGGUUUUCUGUCCUUGUUUGUUUUUAUUACCUGUAUAGUUUUGUCUGAUGUGAUCAUAUAUUUGUGAGAUGUGAUAUUUCAAAGACAAGAUAUCUAUCCAUUACCAGGAGAGCAUGUCUUUAUGCACUAAGAUACUACGAGUUUAUUUGUAUUUCUGUUCAUUUACUUUACUUUCUUGGUUCUGUUGUUUUAAUCACAUCUUCUCUUUUUCUCUUGUUCUUUACUUUAACAAAAUGAAUGGGAAUUUCCAGCAGCUCAAACGCUUCUCUCCUUUGACUGAACCUCUACUCUGACAGUUGAAAAUACGAGCCUGGCAUUUUGUCGUAGUUUGAAGCCGUCACUAUAUUUGGCUGGCAGUUCCUUCUAGACGAAUGUUCAUAUGAAAUGAAAAUUCAUACUAUAUUUAGCUCUCAUGUGUUCUUGUCAUUCAUGUCAUUUUCUUCUGUUGUGUGCUAUUUCCAGCACAGCCCAUUUUUUCAUAAAGCUUUUUUUUAAUUGUACUGUCCAAUAUAGAAACAACUCCCUUAAAACAGAAUUUGUUUUAUUGCAGAUUGAAUUUCAUUAUGCUUUUUUCUCUUAAAAAACAUUUCUGCCCCCAUUAUUAUAUCGUUCAAAAAUGUGGCCUUGUCUAACUUAUUAUACCAAAUUGGUUGUGAAAACAAUUUUUAAAAUAACAGUUUUUGGAACAUUAAUAACAUUCAGAAUUAUUUUUAAAAAGGCAAUUAAAAGAUGAAAAUGUAACAUUUGUAUGUUGCAUGCAUUGUUUUAAUGGUUUGUCACACUCCUGUUGUUAAACUUGUACAUAUCUGUACCAUACAAAUACAUUUACUUUUCCAUGCAUGUCCAAGUGGAAUACUAUGAACACUUACAUACAGUGCUGCAGUUUUAAUUAAAAAAAACUACAUUUUAAUGAACA
Cynoglossus semilaevis (tongue sole) is the source of this 8354-nucleotide messenger RNA. RefSeq names its product activating transcription factor 7a (gene atf7a). The coding region runs from base 3208 to 4710 and encodes 500 amino acids. The record is from RefSeq and is a predicted model, not a curated record. The transcript is spliced from 11 exons. NCBI's taxonomy places the organism in Eukaryota, Metazoa, Chordata, Actinopteri, Pleuronectiformes, Cynoglossidae. Gene Ontology annotation, molecular function: DNA-binding transcription factor activity. Gene Ontology annotation, biological process: regulation of DNA-templated transcription.